Molecule: messenger RNA, 1575 nt
Organism: Daldinia caldariorum
Lineage: Eukaryota; Fungi; Ascomycota; Sordariomycetes; Xylariales; Hypoxylaceae
Exons: 5
Coding region: 1-1575 (524 amino acids)
Molecular function (GO): protein binding
Source: RefSeq, a predicted model, not a curated record
AUGUCUCUCAAGCAGGAAAUAGAAACGUGGGUGUCGGCCUUGAGCCGAUACGAUAACAAUGAGUUCGAGGAGGCAUUGAAGGAGUUCGACAACAUCUCGGAUACGUCCAAGAUCUUGUUUAAUAUGGGUGUUAUACAUGCGACUCUAGGAGAGCACGAGAAAGCUGUCGAAUGCUACCAGAGAGCGAUCCGGCUAGACCAAUAUCUCGCCGUGGCCUAUUUCCAGCAGGGCGUGUCCAACUUCCUGCUGGGCGACUUCGAAGAAGCACUGGCGAAUUUCAACGACACGCUGCUAUACCUGCGAGGCAAUACGAUGAUCGACUACGCGCAACUGGGCCUUCUGUUCAAACUCUACUCCUGCGAGGUGCUGUUCAACCGAGGUCUCUGCUAUAUCUACCUACAACAGAAGGAGGCGGGUCUGCAGGAUUUGAAUUUCGCGGUGAAGGAAAAGGUCGUCGAGGAUCACAACGUCAUCGACGAAGCUAUUAGGGAAGAGGCCGAGGGCUACACCGUAUUCUCCAUCCCCGUGGGAGUCGUAUACCGACCGAACGAAGCCAAGGUGCGAAACUUGAAGACGAAAGAUUACCUCGGGAAAGCCCGCCUGGUGGCCGCGUCCGACAGGUCCAACGCGUUUACCGGGUUCGCCGGGUCGGAAAUCAAGAACGCCGGCAGGGCAGCGGAGAAGGACGACCGUCCCGCGGACAACAUCUCGUUCGCGGCGACGAACCUGGUCAAGCCGGGCCUGCAGAGCAAGAGGCAGCAGUCGGAGCCUCCGACCAGCCGCAACGCGUUCCCCCCCACGCCGCCGCCCGAGAACGACAAGCCGUCGUCGGCGACGACGACGAUGAGCCGCGGUGCCUCGGUGCGCAACGGCCCCAAGCCGAUGCCCGCCAGGCUCAACAUCCCCGAGCCCGCGAAGAACCGGUACGACAAGAUGAGCUCGCCGCGCAGCGAGCGCAAGGCGCCCUCGCGCUCCGCGUCCGAGAUGCGGUCGCCGCCCAGGAGCUUCUCGCGGUCGGAGCGGGAGCAGCCGCGCAUGCGGCGCUCGAGGAACGAGGAGGACGGGUACCCGGAGGACGUGUACGACAUGUACGGGGGUGGUGGCGGCGGCGGCGGCGGAGGAGGCGUGGGACGGGGCCAGAGCCGACGGGCGCCGCGGUACAUCGAGGAGGAGGAAGAAGCGAGCGACUACGACUCGUUCGACGAGGGGGACUUCGAGAUGGUGUCGUCGAAUCGGCGGCCGGGGGGCACGUCGGUGGCGGGGUCGUCGCGGGGCGGGUCGCGGAGGCCCGAGAUCCGCAAGGUGCGGAUAAAGGUGCACGCGGAGGACGUGCGGUACGUGAUGGUCAGCACGACGAUCGAGUUCUCGGAGCUCGUGGACCGCAUCCGCGACAAGUUCGGCCUGCGCAGGCGCUUCAAGCUCAAGGUGCGCGACGAGGACGCGCCCCAGUCCUCCGAGAUGAUCACCAUGGGCGACCAGGACGAUCUGGACGUCGCGAUGAUGGGCGUCAAGCAGAUGGCGCGGAGGCAGAGGCUCGAUAUUGGCAAGUUGGAUAUGUGGGUCCAAGAGAUCUAG